This is a messenger RNA of Labeo rohita (rohu), 2285 nucleotides long. It is a transcript of the gene rsad1, whose product is annotated as radical S-adenosyl methionine domain containing 1. The coding region runs from base 50 to 1393 and encodes 447 amino acids. Gene Ontology annotation, biological process: porphyrin-containing compound biosynthetic process. Gene Ontology annotation, cellular component: cytoplasm. Gene Ontology annotation, molecular function: coproporphyrinogen oxidase activity; 4 iron, 4 sulfur cluster binding. The transcript has 9 exons. NCBI's taxonomy places the organism in Eukaryota, Metazoa, Chordata, Actinopteri, Cypriniformes, Cyprinidae. The record is from RefSeq and is a predicted model, not a curated record.
CGCCGUGCAGAAAAUAUGGCUGGAGCAUAACUUCACUGAUCUUUCAGGUAUGUCGAGACGAGUGGUAUUAAAACAACAACACGCUUUACAGUGUUUGGAAACGGCGUUUGGUUUUAUAUUUUUGAGAUCUAUCGCUACUACUCACAGACUGCCUCCUCACGCAGACGAAGCGUCACUUUAUGUCCACUGGCCCUAUUGCCUGAAAAGAUGCUCCUAUUGCAACUUCAACAAGUAUAUUCCUCGAAAUCAAAACCAUGCGGUCAUGACAGAAUGUCUGCAGAAAGAGACACAAACCUUACUGCAACUCAGUCAGGUCUCCCGGAUCAGCUCAGUGUUUUUUGGAGGAGGAACACCCAGCCUGGCUCAGCCCUCCACUAUCGCAGCUGUCUUAGAGACUGUCUCCAAACGUGCUCGCCUCUCAGAUGAUGCAGAGAUCACUUUGGAAGUGAACCCUACACCUGCUGGAAAAGCUAGUCUGAAGGACUUCACGUUAGCAGGAGUAAACCGAUUUUCUAUUGGAGUCCAGUCGCUGAAUGAUGCUCACCUGAGGAUACUAGGUAGGGAUCAUGAUUCCCAGCACGCUCUAUGGACAGUGUCAGAGGCCAGGACGCUCUGCCCGGGACGCGUGUCAGUGGAUGUCAUGUUUGCUCUUCCAGGCCAAAGUGUAAAGUCAUGGGAGAAUGAGCUGGAGAAUUUGCUGCCGGUUUGUGACGAUCAUAUUUCGCUGUAUCAGCUGACCUUGGAAAGGGGUACGCAGCUUUUUAAACAGGUCGACAGCGGUGAACUAAGCGUGCCUGGUGACGAUGUCACAGCUGUUAUGUACAAUUCAGCACGAGGAGUCUUGGAGAAGGCUGGGUUUCUUCAAUACGAGGUGUCCAACUUUGCCAAAGAUAAUGCUGUUAGUGAACACAAUAUUGGUUACUGGAGGGGACGCCAAUACAUCGGUGUAGGGCCAGGGGCGCAUGGACGUUUUGUGCUGCGUGCGGAGGGAGGAGUUCAGAGGGAAGCUCGAACCCAGACUUUAGAGCCAGACGUUUGGAUAAGAGAGGUUCAGCGUCACGGUCACGGGACACGCCGCCGAAUACAGCUCGACCACCGUGGCCUGCUGGAGGAGGUUUUGGUCAUGGGUCUGCGUAUGAAUCAAGGAAUCACCCAGCAGCACUGGGAGUUAUUUAGUCCAGAAGCUGAUCUUCAACAAAUAUUUGGGAUGUCAGAAAAUGUUCAGGAAUUGCAAGCAGCUGGACUUUUAAUACUAAAUGACAGGGGUUUGCGGUGUUCCUGGGAAGGGUUAGCACUACUAGACAGUAUCUUACCCACAAUGCUGCUUGAAUUAGAGAUGUUUUUCAAAAAGCAAUACACCAGCGGAAAGACAGACAUUCAGAGAGACAGAUGACAGUUUGCAUCAGAGAAAUAUGAGAAAGAGAUUGCAUAACGCAUAAUGAAAAUGGAGAAAUGUUUACUCCUGACGAAUGAACAUGGGUUAAUGACAUGACACUCUUUUGUUAUUUAUUAUUUUAUUGACAUAUACAGUAUGUUUAUUUUUAUGAUUAACUUUUUAUUUUUUGAAUUAAAAUGCAUUUUAAUAACUUAAAAUGACAGACUUCUCUUUAAUGACGUCUGAAGGGCUUCUCCAAUCAAUUAGUCCACUUUGCAACACUCACAACUCAAAAUCUAAUCAACAACUAUAAUUUUUUCUUCUUUGGCAUUAGAAGGUUAGUUCACCCAAAAAUCAAAACUCAUUUUGAGUCAUUAAUUACUCACCCUCAUGUCGUUCCAAACCCAUAAGACCUUCAUUCUUCUUCAGAACACAAAUUAAGUUGAAAUCCGAGAGCCUUCUGAGCCUGCAUAGACAGCAACACAACUGACAUGUUCAAGGCCCAGAAAGAUAGUGAGGACAUCGAUAAAAUAGUUCAUGUGACAUCAGUGGUUCAACCGUAAUUUAAUGAAGCUAUGUGAAUACAUUUUGUGCACAAAGAAUACAAAAAUAACCACUUUAUUCCGUGAUAUCUUCUUUUCUGUGCCAGUAUUUGAUGCACAUUCAACCUGUCUAUGCAGGGUCAGAAAGCUCCCUGACUUUAUCAAAAAUAUCUUAAUUUGUGUUCUGAAGAUGAACGAAGCUCUUAUGGGUUUGAAACGACAUGAGGGUAAAAAUAAUUAAUGACAGAAUUUUAAUUUUUGCUUAAACUAUUCCUUUAAUUUGUUUACAUUUGUUGCAUUUGUGAUGUAGGUUACAAUAUGGAAGACAAGAUAUGUACGUCCAUUUAAUUUUAAGUCCAUUUUUUACA